CAAGACGAAAACACAGGAACCCACGUUACGGAACAAGUGUCAUUCUCCCUGCUUAAUCUGCAUGCAAUAAUUCUGUCUUCAAUGUCAAGGAUUUGUUUUACACAUGACAUAUGUGAUGAUUAAAGCAUAAAUUACACGAGGACUCGGAAGUUGACAGACGAUUUGUUUAGCCGCUGUUUCAUGUUACCGGCCCGUCCGGAGCUCGGCAAACAACAUAUUACGCAUCAUAUACUGCAUACAGUUAUUGAUCAGCAGAACAAUACACGUAUAGAACGAGUGUGAUGGCACUGAAGAGGAAAUGUGCCUUGCGUUUGUGAAAUGUACAGCGGCAAUGAAUCGAGCAGGAAUUUUAAGUGUGUUUUACUUAAUAGGUAUUUUGAUAGCAAAGGUAGUAUCGGAAGGCGAUGGAAUGCACAACACAGUGCUCGGAUACAACGAAUACAAAAGGCUGAAUCCAAACAAAGAACCGACGUUAUGUUAUGAUGAGAUAGGCGUUGAAGUAAAUGGAACAAUGUUUACUAAUUUCACGUGUCCCCUUCCUAACCUGGACACGAGGCUAACACACUGCUGCAAUACCACGUGCUGUAUGCCAAACGCAGUGAGAGGGGGAGGUGGAGGCGACACUUCUGUUACUGUGGCGGUGACGAUCGUUGUGGUAGGAGGUGUGUCCGUUACUCUGUGUAUGGUCCUCUACUGCUGUUGUUGUCAGAAAAGACCAGGAAUUCACGGGGGAAAACUCAUCUGGAUCAAAAAGAAAAAGGACAAGAUUGUAUACGAGGAAGGAGGCGUGUCCCCGGUGGCGGGAAGUCCCGCAGACGAUAAUGGUGACGAAGAACUGCUGGGAUUUGUGUAUCCGCCAGACGAAAAAGGUCACACAGAUCACUCUCUCGAAAAACGGAUAGACGUGGAUACCCCCACCCAGCAGAAAAGGGUACUGCCGGACGGACAGGAUGAAAAGGGCGGAGGGGAGAAACAUGAUAGGGAUCUAAACAUUCCCCUCAUUACAAUACGUAAAGCAAGCACGCCAGGUGAAGAGGAGGACAACUGAUUCAGAGGUCAGAUCCACGAGUAACAACACAGAAUACAGAAUUAUGCAAGAGACAUCUAUUUUUAUUUUACAAUUGAUCUGUAGUAAAUAGACAAGCAAAACGGGCAUCGUAUUCCGCAUGUUCUUCUUUAAACAGUAAUUUUACAAGUUAAACAGUGUCCAUUUGCUCCGUUUAAUGCCAAAUAUACAUGUAUAUCCAGUCAUUGGAUGGAUUGUCUCAUCGACUAAGUUGAGAUAAUAAACUAAUAGGAAAGCAGUGCACUAAUAUAAUCGGUAACAAAGUAAUGUAGAUAUUACUGUAAUGGUUCAACAUGUGAAUAAUCAGUAACAAAGUAAGGUAGUUAUUACUGUAAUGGUUCAACAUGUGAAUAAUCAGUAACAAAGUAAUGUAGAUAUUACUGUAAUGGUUCAACAUGUGAAUAAUAAAGUAAGGUAGAUAUUAUUGUAAUGGUUCAACAUGUGAAUAAUCAGUAACAAAGUAAGGUAGAUAUUAUUGUAAUGGUUCAACAUGUGAAUAACAAAGUAAGGUAGAUAUUACUGUAAUGGUUCAACAUGUGAAUAACAAAGUAAGGUAGAUAUUAUUGUAAUGGUUCAACAUGUGAAUAAUCAGUAACAAAGUAAUGUAGAUAUUACUGUAAUGGUUCAACAUGUGAAUAAUAAAGUAAGGUAGAUAUUAUUGUAAUGGUUCAACAUGUGAAUAACAAAGUAAGGUAGAUAUUAUUGUAAUGGUUCAACAUGUGAAUAAUAAAGUAAGGUAGAUAUUAUUGUAAUGGUUCAACAUGUGAAUAACAAAGUAAGGUAGAUAUUACUGUAAUGGUUCAACAUGUGAAUAACAAAGUAAGGUAGAUAUUAUUGUAAUGGUUCAACAUGUGAAUAACAAAGUAAGGUAGAUAUUAUUGUAAUGGUUCAACAUGUGAAUAAUCAGUAACAAAGUAAGGUAGAUAUUAUUGUAAUAGUUCAACAUGUGAACUUGCUCCUGUUGUGCUUUUUGUUUUUUCAUCGUGAUAUAUUUUGUUCAACAUUACUAUGUAAACUGUUGUAUCCCAGCUGGUAGAUCGUAAGAUGCUAAAUUUGUAUAAAGUGUAAUGGUAUGAACUGAGAUGUGAGAAUAGUCAAACUAAAUAUGUAUAUGAAAUAACUUUAUGUUAAGAGUGAAUGGGGAGUGUUUGUGAAUGGUGUCGGUGAUUGUCAGAGUGCAUUGCAAGCCUGAUCUUGUUUAACACAUGUAUUUAUUGCACCCUAAAUAUCAGUCUUUUAGAUACUUUUUUUAUAUGAUAUGAUUCACUCAUUUGUAAUAAAUACAGUACAAGAAAUGCA
Molecule: messenger RNA, 2365 nt
Organism: Ostrea edulis (European flat oyster)
Lineage: Eukaryota; Metazoa; Mollusca; Bivalvia; Ostreida; Ostreidae
Exons: 7
Coding region: 299-1048 (249 amino acids)
Source: RefSeq, a predicted model, not a curated record